Molecule: messenger RNA, 330 nt
Organism: Phytomonas sp. Hart1
Lineage: Eukaryota; Euglenozoa; Kinetoplastea; Trypanosomatida; Trypanosomatidae
Source: the annotation of a GenBank genome assembly
AUGACUACCGAGGCACCAUCGUCCGUGGACGCGGUCGUGGAGGCGGCAGUGGGGGUGGUGGGGGCGACCUCGCUCGUGGUCGUGGAAAUGGAGGGCAGAAUGGGAGUGAAAGCUCACGACCUUGUCGGAAUUUUUUUAGCUCAGAAGGGUGCAAGUAUGGGGAGACCUGCCGCUAUAGCCAUGACGAAUCCUUACGUCAUCUGGUUCAGGAAAAUGUACUGGAGAAACCGCAUGUCGAUGUCGGUCGACCGUCUUACGAGUUUUCUCAAGAGGUUACUAUCCCGACAGAGCAUCUUAAAUAUCUUAUUGGCGUUAAUGGAUCUAAAUUAA